GCGCGCUCAGCCGCCUGGGGCAAGUGCUUCCCUGCCCUGGCCUCGUCCGCGCCCCUCUGCGCGCCCCCAGCGGGGCACCUCAAGUCUCCUCCAGCUGUGGCCUUCUGGGGUCAGAGGUGUCCCCUGAUAGGGCCCCCCUGUGCUGAGAGACCCCAGUUAGGAGCUCCUUGAGCCACCCCGGCUCUGCUCUCAGGGCCUCAGUUUCCCCAUCUUUAAAAUGAAGACGCUGAGUAGAUGUGGGGCAGGGUGCUUGAAAAAGGAGGGGCGGGAGGGUCGAGGGUCCCGUCGGAAACCCUCAGCCCAGCUUGCACCUUCUGAGCCCACUUGCUCCCGGGGCGGGGCGGGGCUGCCCCGUGACCCGAUUGCUAUGGCACCGGCGGUAACAGUCUGGCCCACGGCCCCGCCCCUUCUCACCUCAGAUUUCCCCACCCCACCCACCCCUUCUCCCAAGCCCUGGGAAGGGCCUCCCCGCCCCUCCCGGGCCCCAGAUACACACGGAGACACUCCAGCUUCAGGGUGCUCUGUGAGUGAAGGCCGCUCUAGGACAAGCAAGGUUAAAGCAGGCCCGGGGAGGGCCCACCGGGGAGGGCCCACCCAAGCCCUGGAUUUGGAAACUGGAGGGUGAGGGGGUUGGAGAAUGGAGGGGGCCGCCGCUGCUGCCGCUGCCCUGAGAGAGAGAGUUGGGGUGGGACGCGGAGGGGGGAAGGAAGUCUGCGAAUCGUGUUAAUCCCCGGUGGGCAGCCUGGUAUCUGACGCGGCACUGAAUUGGGAGCUCUAGCUCUCGUCCGUUGCUAUUCUUAGGAGGAGCUACCGUAAUGUGAGCAUUAUGGAGCGGGAGUAUGGCAUAGUCAAUACAGAUUGCCCGGAGUUCAAAUCCUGGCUCCGCCCUUACUAGCCGUGCCAGCCUGCUCUGUACCUCACUUUCCUCCCCUAUUAAGUGGGGAUUAUGGAAGGUUUCCAUGAACUAAUAUGUCAGAAGUAUUAGUAACUGGUGUGUAGUAAGUGCACAAUGCAUAGGGGCUACUAUUAGUAAUAUAUCCCAUUUAAUCUUUGCGCCAACCCUGAGAAAUAGGUACCUUCAUUCCCAUUUUACGGGUGAGAAAUUGGAGGCUCAGAACGGUAAAAAUUUGUUAGCUGAGCCAUUUCCCUUUUCUGGACCUCUUUCCUCAUCAGCUGUUGAUCAUGGAGCGUUAGAAUCAGAAGAGCCCUUGAAAAGCCUCUAAUCCAAACUCCCUCAUUUUACAGAUGGAUAAACUGAGGCCUGGAAAGGGGGAAAUUCUAGGCCAAGAUCACUUGUUAAAGGUAGAGCCAGGCUGGAACUACGCGUCCUGACUCCUAGGCAAAGCCUUUUCCAGCAGCUACCAGCCUGGAGACAUGCCCUCCAAGGGGAAGAGGCUCACUCCCCCUCAGAACUGCCUUCUCAGAGCACAUACACACUUUGGUAGGCUUGUCAAAUUCAACUGCAAAGACAGCUGGGGAAGAAAAGGAAGCUGCCUCACCCUGAACAAAGAACACAACCACCAAGCCUGCAAUUUGCACUGGAGAGGUUCAGUUUGCUUCCUGGACAUUUCCGAAAUGACUUGCCUUCCUCCUCAUUUAUUUUAAGCCCUAGGCACUUUUCAUACCACGAUUUAAUCUUCUUUAGCAGCCUGAAAAAAUACAAAUCAAUUAAAGCCUAAAACCUAUGGGAUAAUCAGUUUUUUCCUUCCUCCUCCCCCAGAUCAAGAAGUGCCUGCACCCUGCGCCUUUCAUCCAGACUAAUCUGGCUGCAGUGACGCUUGUUCAAGGGACGAUCACUUUGCAUAGCUAAUUACAGCUCCUCUCACAAUACUCCUGGUGCGCAUGUCACAAGUCGAUAGGAUCAAGAACCAAGUCGGUUUUGCUCUCAGGGGCUCUUGGGGCCACCAGUCAAGGUGGCCUCCCGACGUGGCGAACUACCUCAGCUGUCACGAGGCCAGGAACCACUGUGGAGGCGUGGUCAGCCUCAUCCCCAUCGUCCUAGACAUGAUGAAAGAAUGGGUCGCCCACUCGGAGAAGCUGCCCCGCAAAGCGCUGCAGCACGAGGCGACAGUCAAGAAUAAAAAGCGUUCUGCCACCUCUUUGCCUGGCCUGGUUUCCUGGGAUUUAUCCCUUAAAGAAAACGACAUUCACCCUAAGACCCCAGAAGAUGCUGGGCAGUAGCCCCACGAGCAAAACCACUAGCAAAGCGCUACCACUGUGGAGGGGAACACACCCCGCUCCAAAGGGGGUCUGCUGUGAAGAGGUUUCUGCCAAAGGCCCACAGAAGGCCAGCCCAGUAACUCCUUGUAUAGUUAGAGACCUACUCAGACAAGAACAUCUGAAUUUUCCAGACAAAACUUACAACUGCCACCUCGAUGUCCUGUCCCGAAGGAGCUGAUCCCGCUGUUAAAUGGGCAGAGCUGACCAAUUUCCAGGGCAGCUGGGCAAGCGAGCAGUGGAAAACCACACUGCAGACGUAGCUCUUCACCACUGGUCCUUUCCCAGUAAGGCCAGGGUGGAUCUUGCAGUCGUUUGAAGGUAGUUUCCCUCCUUCCUCCAAACACCUGAUGGCGUAGGGAAGGUGGUGGACGCGAGCUGCACUCCCUCUUCAGCACGCUCGUAAGACACAAUCGGCAAGGCUCAGGGUCUGUAAGCGUUUGACAACUUCGGUGCCACCUGCGCUCCUCCAAAAGGGCUGUAUUAAACCCGAUGUGCCGGCCAACCCCCAGGAAGGCAAGCACACACCAAAAGCAAGGCUGGAUGGCUGUGCAGACCCGGCCCGCCACCUGGUUUUGAUAGCUUCUGGUAGAGAUGGCUCCAGUCACCUCCCCCCACACCACCAUGACACUUGGUGGGAAGAGCGUGAAUUUGAGGCAGAUACAGGUAGGAUUUGUGGCUCUUUGCCAGAACAAAAGGAUCUUACAGGGACUAAAGCCAGAUUCCACUUGUCAGCACCCGCUCCAGCCACCCAAGGUCACCAACCAAUCCAGACCCUGAGGCUUUCCAUCUUUGGACAAGUUCCUACUUUGCCUGUAAGCCCCUCAGAGGCCAACGUGAGUCACCUCGUGUCAAUGCAGCAAAGUAGUGCAAAACAGUAAAUUUUUAUUUGUUCACAGUUAAACACGAGCAACUGCCUUGACACUCUAGAACAUUCUAAGAAGGACAGCAAACCCUUUUGAUUCCAAUUCCCAUUCACUAAGAUUGUACCAUUUCCUCUUGCAGUUCGCAUUUAUGGCAUCUGAUGUGGAUUGUUUGACAUGCUUUUAAGAUCAAGACGGGAAGGUGUAAACCUUUUGACAAGAGAUGACUUCCUUAAAUUUAGCUAAAAGCAGUCAGCCAAAAAAAAUCUGUUUUUCAGUGAUG
This is a messenger RNA of Aethalodelphis obliquidens (Pacific white-sided dolphin), 3363 nucleotides long. It is a transcript of the gene SPACA9, whose product is annotated as sperm acrosome associated 9. Gene Ontology annotation, cellular component: sperm flagellum; acrosomal vesicle; ciliary base. NCBI's taxonomy places the organism in Eukaryota, Metazoa, Chordata, Mammalia, Artiodactyla, Delphinidae. The transcript is spliced from 3 exons. The record is from RefSeq and is a predicted model, not a curated record. The coding region runs from base 1843 to 2181 and encodes 112 amino acids.